Ceutorhynchus assimilis (cabbage seed weevil) is the source of this 2573-nucleotide messenger RNA. The record is from the annotation of a GenBank genome assembly. Lineage: Eukaryota; Metazoa; Arthropoda; Insecta; Coleoptera; Curculionidae.
CUAAAACUGUCAAUAAAUGGUUAAAGAUCGAGCUUGCUUGAAGCCCAUUUUACAAAAUUGUAGGUGGUGGUGGAGGAUGUUUAGUGUUAUUUUUUUGUUUGAUUAUUAAAAAAUCAUUUGCUUCCCUUCUCGAUUUUUCCACCAUUGCUUUGAAGGAACAAGGUCAGCACCAGUCGAACUACAAAUAUUAUUUUGACAGUGAUAAGAGUGUUCCUUUGAGAACCAUUAUUUUAUAUUUCUGAAUGCCAUUUCCAUUUCGUUUCGAUACGCCGAGCUAAAAGUCAAUUAUCGCAAUGGCGAUGGCACCAAAAAUGCCAAUAAUAAGACCCAAUUCUGCGAAUACACCGCCCAACUGUGCAAUAUGCCUUGGAGGGUGCACAAAUAAGUGCUUUUCCGACUCCUGUUUGCACCAGUUUUGCUUUCAGUGCUUACUGGAAUGGUCUAAGAUCAAAGCUGAGUGUCCAUUGUGCAAACAACCAUUCAAAUCAAUUCUUCACAAUGUUAUAUCUAGUGAGGACUAUGACGAACAUGUUGUGGAAAUUCCCAGGAAUGAUGUCGAUAGAUUACAUGAGGAUUUGUGGAUUUUACCUUUACAACUUCCUCAGAGGCAGGAAUUCCAUGUUAGAACUACAUUUACUCUGGACACUGGAGGCGAACAUGCUAUCCAUGAAAUGUUGCUGAAUCAUCCAAUUACAAAUGGACGAAUUACUCUAAAUACUGAAUUACCACGCAAUACUAUACAUUUGAUUCCUUCACGGAUGAGAAGAGACUCUUCUUCUUCCUCUUUCCGUAGGUCACUUUAUGCUCAGAAUUUAUGGGUUACUGCUAGGCCAGACUUGACUGGGCGGUACAGAGAGUGUUCACCAACCUUUUUUAGAUCUAAUCCAGCAGCGAGACAACGCCUAGUGCCUUGGCUAAAUCGCGAACUAAAUGCCUUAUUGUACGAGAAUACGCAGCUGAUAAUGUAUCUGGUUGAUUUGAUCUUGGACCGGAUACUCAAUUAUCACAUUUGCAGCCUCACAUUCCGGCACAUGCUCCGCGAAUAUUUGGAUAAUAAGACUGAUCAUUUUGUGCACGAGUUUUACUCUUUCAUGAGGUCUCCUCUUGACAUGACUGGAUAUGAUAGGUACUCGAUUUACACAAACAGGCCUCAAUCUCCUGCUCCCAUUUAUGAUGACGAUUCCAGGGAGCGUGUGGAAAUUCUAAGCAACAGUGAAGAUAGUGAUGUUGUUCUGGUUGAACCCACCCCAGCUGAACCAGUAACAAUUGACCUUGUUGAUACUGAUUCAGAUGAUCCUAUUUUAGUAUCAUCUUGGCCUUCGUCUACUGUAGUAGAGCCUCCAUCUCUUCCUUCAACAUCACCUUCAGGAUCUUCAUCUCCUGUAAUGGUUAGCGUUAGCAAUCUACCACCAAAACUUAGAUACAAAAAACAAAUGUGGGUGGAUAGAAAAAAUAAAAGGAGAUGGAUUUCAAGCCCUGAAGUUAGUUCAAGUGAGAUAAGCGAAAGCGAAAAAGAAUCUUACAGAAAGUAUUACAAGCGCAGGAAGAUGAAGAAAAAAUUAACAGCAAGCAAAAAGGUAAACAAGAGUAAAUCAUUCUCCUUUGACACUACACCCACCAGCACAGAGGUUAAUAUCAGCAGCCAAUCGGAUUCUGAUGAAGAUAAGCCACUAAUAAGAUAUAUCAAAAAAAUGAAACAGAAAAAUAAGAAAAAUAAAAACAAAAAAAGAUCGUCGCGCCGGGAUCAAACAAUGCCUGAUUUGUCUCCCACACAAAUAUUUCCUAUGGAUUUGUCUACAGCUAGUAGCUCAAGCUCUGACGUUAGAUUGCCAAGUACAUCGUCAUCUUCCCUAUCCAACAGUAGAUACCACAUGGAAAUGCCGCCAAAGACUACAAGAUCAAAAGUGGAAUUAUCAAAUAAUGGACAAUACACUUCUGUUCAAAUUGAAACUUUAACUUCAAGCAGUCGCCACACAGAGCCUUCAAGUUCAACAACAAAAAUUAAAAUUGUUAGAAACGAAUUGAACAGUCCUCCGCCACAACAUUCAAGAGACUGUAGUCAAAUUAAAAUUGUUAGGAACGGAUUGAACAGCCCUCCACCACAUCAUUCAAGAGAACGCGGUCUUGACGAUUCCUUUAGCAACGCCAGUUCUGAAUCUUUCAGAGUGCCCGCUGUUAAAAGCGAAAUUAGGGAAGUUAAUCCUGGACCAAGCACUAGUAAAUCAACACCCCUCGUUCUCCGAAGGGAUCGCGAUAAUUGGUUUGUUUUUGAUAACAGUGACUCUUCUGAUUAGCACCAAAUUCUGGUUCAAUAUUAUUGUCAAAAGUAAAAAUAAGAUAAUUGUAAUAUUCGAUUAUAAAUUAUAAUUUAUUUUGAGUUGGCUUUGGAGGGUCCCACUUCCACCAACCAGAGUACACUUCCGUAAUUAAAUUAUUGGAACAGUUUCCUCAGGUUUUUUUUUUGGAAAUUGUACAUUUUUUUUGUUUUUAUAUAAUUGUAGAUAAUAUCCAAUUUGUAGUUAUGUAUCGAUUAAAUAUAAUAUGAUUAAGAUUACUGUUUUGUUUCUGUCAAU